GCUGGUUAACGCGAGUUUAAGUAGAGGGAAGCGAACAAAUUUGUCAAGAACACAGAAUGUGAACAACUCUGUUAAAGUAAAGAACUAAAAACCAGGCAAAUAUUACACACAACGACAAAAAUACGAAGCUUUAAUAAAAGAAAAAUUGUUGCAAAUUUUAAGAAUUUUACAUGUUUUUUUAAGUUUUUUCAUACAUGAAAUUGUGUAUUAGUGUGUUUGUUGUUUUAUUUUUUUUUAAGUGUUUGGCUUGAACAUUUUCGCAUUUUGUUUUAAAACGUUUGUUGGUUAUUUUAAGACGAACUAUAUAAAUAAUUAAUAGUUAGGAAAAUAAAAUAAGAAGACAAUGAUGACGAUGUUUUAAUGUAAAAUGUGUGAAAACAGAUGGAAAAAGUAAAAAAAAAAGAAAUAAUGGAAGUUGUGUGAACUUUUUGUUACUGCAAUAUUUUUCCAUUUCUGCAGCAAUAGACAAUAAAUCUGCCCUUAGCAACAAACUAAAAACGAAUUAAAUUUCAUUUAAUUAGUUUUCUUUUUGCCAAAUACAUACCUACAAUAACAAAAAUUACAACAGCUCUUUAAAGAGUUUAAAAGUUUUCAACUAAUUCCAAGGGAAUGAAGAAAGAACAAAGAAAAUAAGCAAAUUACACGCGUGAGUGCCUGCAGUUAAAAAGUCAUAAAUAAUUAACGCCGCAAACAUACUUCAACAUUUUGUUGUUUAAAUACAAUAAAAUUACACAUUUUCUAUCUACUACUAGUAUUUAAUUUCCUUUUACGUAAACUUGCCUUUCAAAACAACAAAAAGAAAAUUGUCAGGUUAAUUUUUCUUUUUACAAUUUUUCUUUUUAACUGUCAACCGAAUUUGAGAAUAAUCACUGUGAGAGUGUAAAUAUCACACGCACUCAAAUGAACACUUUAGUAUUAUAGUAUGUGUAUUUGUUUGUGUUUAAUUCAAGACAACGGUUAAUUUUUGUAUGCUUUUUAUACAGUGCUUGACUAAACAAAAAUACCAACAACAACAACAAUUAAAUAAACUUUUAUAUAAAAAAGAUAAUUUUUAUAACAGAAGGAACAAUAAUCCACUCAAAAAAAAAAGUUAGCGUAAUUUUUGUUUUUCGAAUUAAGUUGUGAUAAAAUUUAACAAAAUUUUGAAAGAAAAUAUAAAAAUAAAGUUUGAAGCUUACGCUUUUAUAAAGAAGCUUUACGUUCAAAAUUUGUGUGAAAAACCCGUCAACACGUUACCACCAAGUCCCGCACUUGAAGCUGCUGUAGAGGCAACAACAAUUGAUCAAUGUUGUUUUCAUAACAUCAACAAUUGCUCUGCUGCCAACUGCCAUCCGGCUAAUUCCACAACAUUUUCAUCAUCUUUAGCACAAGCAUUGCCGCUAGCCGCUUUGUCUACAAGUUCACCUGCAACGCCUGCUGCUGCUGUUAGCAUAUCAACGCAUAGACCGCCGGUUUCUUCGUGUACAACCGCCACAGUUACAACGAAUUUAUCAUCAUCAGCUCCUCCAGCUUCGCGUAGCAGCAGCAACGUUUUGAUCGGUUUGGAUCACAUCUUCACAUCAUUCCUAAUGAAAAUGGAAGUUUUGUCCGUGCAAAAUCAUCACAUUCAAAAGCAAUUUGGUGUUAUUGGUUCAACAAAGGUUAAAAAAGACUGGACAAGUUCCCUAACACCACCCUCAUCAAGAGCAAAUCUACAGGGUGAACCCACUACACCAUCAUCUACCGCCACCACAACUGUGUACAAUUCUCUCCAUAGCCCAAUAGAACAUUUCGACGUUGUUGAUGGUCUUAAGCCGCAACAUAAUUCAGCUUAUUUCACUCACGCUAACACCAGCCGCCAUACUCAUUCCUCCCACCACCACCACAGUCACAAUUUUGACAUGGAAACAGCAACUGCAGCUUCUGCAUCACCCAAAGGUGGCAUUGAGACAUCUGGCAGUCCUCAUUAUGCAUACAAUAAUAAUCUCCUGUAUUGUGCUCCCAAUACCACAACAGUAGCCACCAACACCACAGCAGCAUCUUCAAUACACACGUCAUAUCAUUCCCCUCUAGCCGGCAUACCCAUUGCCGCAUUGUCCCCUUCGCCGGUCUCUUCGACUUUGUCCACACCCACCGAAGCCACAGAACAUUUUGGCAUUGCACACGAUGACGAUGUAGAUGCGGCUGCUGUUAAUGAACUUUCGCAGCGUUUGCAGGCUGAAUUACGUGCUGCCAAAAGUCGUCAUUUAUCAUGUACUGAAGUCUCCUUGCCUUGGGAUUUAACACCUCGUAUAGCGGCCGAUAUGAUUAAAACAUCGGAGAGGGAACCGUGUGGUGUUCGAGGUUGUGCUAUUUUUAUUGAUUUUGAAGAUGAGACAGGCAGUGCCAGGCGCAUUGCUUCCUUUAAGGUUGAUCCAAAUACCGUUUCAACAUUUGAAUUAUUUUUAACAUUAAAACAAGACAAAGGUGGCUGGACUUCAUUAUUGCCACAAUUUCUCAAAAAUCUUACCCGCAGCAGUACAAUUUUAAUAAGUCCACAUUUUACAUUACAUAAACAUAAACUUUAUGCCUGUGAGUAGGAAUUUUUUUUAUAAAUGAAAAUGAAAAGAAAUCAACCACAAAAACAACAUAAGAAAAAACCACCUAAAUGUACAAAUGAAAAAGAAGAAAAACUGAAAUCAGAAAUCAUUAAAUAUAAACAAAUAAACGAAUAAAUAAAUAUAAACAACAAACACACACAAACAAAAAAGUUAAAUGAAAACUGAAACCAAACAAAAAUACGAUAAAGAUUGAAAAAAAUAUUAAAAUAUGAAUAAGAAGAUAAAGAUGAGCUAGAAAAGGCGCUGUCAAUUGUGUUUAAUAAUAAUAUUAUUAUUAUUAUAAUUUAAGUACACAUAUACAUAUAUAAAUAACGAUAACAAAUAGUUAAUCCCUCCGAUUAAGAUGAACAAGUUUUCGAAGAAAAAGAACAUGAUAAUAAUGAAGUAAAUGAACAAUUGAACUCGUUUAUAAAACACUUUCUUAUACAUUUUAAUUAAUUUUUAUUUUUCGUUCACCUUUACUUAAAAUAUUGUUUUGUAACAAUGUCAAAACAUAAAUACCCAAAAAACUAAACUUGUAAUAAUGGGAAAACUUUGGACCAUAUUUUCACUUACAAUCACUUACUAUUAUUCACUACUACUGACUUCUUUUCAUCAUGAACAACUCCACAACUCAAUUCUUAAAUACAAUUAUCAAUAGAGAUAAUAAAAGAAAAAAUUAAUAUCUCUUGUACUUUUUUAAGAAUACGAAAAAACAAAACAAAAUACUUUACACCUUAAAAAAUACUUUCUUUAGAAAAACACCACAACACUUUGUAUACUUUUUUUUAGAGAAAAAAAAAAAACUAUAGUUUAUAUAAAAAUACACACACUAUUGAAAACCUGCAGAGUUGCAGGCAACUUUAAACAUUAACAAAAUUAUUACACCAAAUAUUUAAAUUCUAGAAAAUAGCUACAAAACAAACAAAAAUAAAUAUAUUGACUGACUUUUUGGCAAAAACUAAAAAAAACAAAACAAAA
Messenger RNA from Calliphora vicina (urban bluebottle blowfly), 3539 nucleotides. Its product is annotated as protein charybde-like. Gene Ontology annotation, biological process: regulation of TOR signaling; apoptotic process; negative regulation of signal transduction. Lineage: Eukaryota; Metazoa; Arthropoda; Insecta; Diptera; Calliphoridae. The record is from RefSeq and is a predicted model, not a curated record. The transcript has 4 exons. The coding region runs from base 1569 to 2558 and encodes 329 amino acids. Gene Ontology annotation, cellular component: cytoplasm.